This is a messenger RNA of Eurypyga helias (sunbittern), 3319 nucleotides long. RefSeq names its product chromodomain-helicase-DNA-binding protein 9-like. Gene Ontology annotation, molecular function: protein binding. The record is from RefSeq and is a predicted model, not a curated record. NCBI's taxonomy places the organism in Eukaryota, Metazoa, Chordata, Aves, Eurypygiformes, Eurypygidae.
AUGGUGCUGCUCACAGGUUCAGACCCAGCUACCAAAUUAAAGUUAGUACAUAAAUGUACAGUGUACAGUGUUGGUAAGGAUUACCCUUACCUAAUUAUUUUCUCUUGGUUUUUUUAGGAUCGCGUUAUGAUUAAUCGACUUGACAGCAUUUGUCAAACAGUGUUGAAAGGUAAAUGGCCUUCAGCCAGAAGGAGCUAUGACAGCAAUACAGUGGCUUCUUUCUACACAACCAAACUUCUGGAUAGCCCAGGUGCAGCUGCAGACUACAGUGAGCCCAGCGCACCAACACCCCCCCUUGCAGGUGUUAAAGAAGAAUACGAGCAAUCGCCACAGAUGUCAAAGGUGAAGAAGCAUGUACGAGAAAAGGAGUUUACAGUGAAAAUCAAUGACGAAGGUGGUUUGAAAUUGACUUUUCAGAAGCAGGGACUGUCUCAGAAAAGGCCGUUUGAAAGCGAGGAAGGUGUGUUGGGACAGCAGCAAUACCUAGCUCGGCUGCAUGAACUCCAGAAUGCUUCAGAAACCAGCCUUGUCAACUUCCCUAAAUCACUUCCCAAAUCAGGUACUUCCAGUCACUUAACAGCCAGUGCCAAUGGAGUCAUAGUUGACAGUCAGCCUGUUGUCAAAAAGAGAAGAGGAAGAAGGAAGAAUGUGGAGGGAGUCGAUGUCCUCUUUAUAAAUAGAAAUAAACAGCCUAAUCACGUUAAUCCAAGCAUUAACUCCUGUCAAGUUGCUGCAGGAAUAAACCCAGCACUCACUUACACGCAGCAGUCCCAAGGCAUGCUUGAUGCGGAGAGUCCAGUUCCUGUUAUUAACCUGAAAGAUGGAACAAGGCUCGCGGGUGAUGAUGCCCCCAAAAGAAAAGAUUUAGAAAGGUGGCUUCAAGAACAUCCUGGAUAUGUUGAAGAUUCGGGAGCUUGUAUUCCUAGGAUGCAGCUGCACGAUGGGAGGCCUAAACAAAAAAGGCACCGUUGCCGAAACCCUAAUAAACUGGACGUCAAUAGUUUGACAGGUGAAGAACGUGUCCAGCUCAUAAACAGAAGGAAUGCAAGAAAGGUGGGGGGUGCAUUUGCUCCCCCUCUGAAGGAUUUGUGCAGGUUCUUGAAAGAAAAUCCAGAGUAUGGAGUGGCUCCUGAAUGGGGAGAAGUUGUAAAACAGUCUGGAUUCCUUCCAGAAGGUAUGUUUGACCGUAUUCUCACUGGACCUGUUGUGCGGGAAGAAGUCAGCCGGAGAGGAAGACGCCCCAAAAGUGAGAUUGCUAAGGCAACGGCAGCUGGUGCAAGCAUAUCAGUUAACCCUCUGCUGCCUAACGGGCUGCUUCCAGGAGUGGAUCUGCCGAGGCUUCAGGCCUUACAACAAAACCUGCAAAACCUGCAGUCGCUGCAAGUAACGGCAGGACUAAUGGGCAUGCCAGCUGGCCUAGCUGCUGGAGGAGAAGCGAAGAACGUGGCUGCCAUGUUCCCCAUGCUGCUGUCAGGGAUGGCUGGAUUACCAAACUUGCUGGGCAUGGGAGGACUUCUGACAAAGUCUACAGAAUCUGUUUCAGAGGAAAAAAAGGGAAGUGAUUCAAAGGAGGCAGAUAGAAAGAAAGAAAGGACAGAAGACCAAAAUACAGAUACUGGUGGUGAAAACUCUGUUUCAAGUUCUCCUUCGACGUCCUCUGCUGCUGCAGCUGCCAAUCCUCUCUCUCUUAACCCAUUACUUUUGUCCAACAUACUUUACCCAGGGAUGCUUCUCACUCCAGGCCUUAAUCUUCAUAUCCCAGCUUUGUCUCAGUCGAGUAUUUUUGAUGUACAGAACAGUGAAAGCAAUGACACAGGCUCAGCCAAGCCCACAGAAGAAAAGGAGGAAAAUUCUAGGGUUAGAGAUCGGGAGGACAAAGGGGGAACAGAGCCAAGCUCUCACAACGAAAACAGCACAGAUGAGGGUUCAGAGAAAGCAGAUGCUUCAUCUGGAUCCGAAAGUACAUCGUCUUCAUCUGAGGAUUCAGAUUCUAGCAAUGAAGACUGACCCCAGACUCUGCACUUAAAUUAUAAACUGGUUUUGAAUUUAUUCUUUAAUUAUGUCAUUGUAAAUAACCCAGUGUUGAGUGCAUCAAUGAUUUACUGACCGAACAUUUCAGUAUUUGUUUAGAAGUGCAAACUGCUUUCAGAGACGUUUUGCAUGUAAUAUUUCUUGAAGUUCAUAAGUUUCUGAACUUGUAUGUACUAUCAAAUACACAAUGGUGUAAAAUUACAACAAAAGGCAUUAUAAUUUUGUUGGGGGGUUAAUUUUAUGAAAAUAAUGCUCAAGUAAGAGCUGUAUAUUUAAUAUAUUUGCAGUGAACACAGAAUACUUUAUGCAUAUUAUUGAUUUAAUUUGAAUAUAGUUUUACAGCCUCCUUGACACUUAUAAUUUACAGAUCAAAACUCAGCAAUAAUUUGGGCAGCUAAUGAAUGUCAUGAAAGCUGUAGAAUCUACAUCACCAUCCAUUGCUUUAAUUACAUGAAAAUGCUCUAGUGUUGUGAUGCACUGCUGUUUCCAAUUCAGGUACAAGUGUGUUUAAAAGAAGAUAAAUUUUUCCCAAUCAGCCAAUUAAACUGGCUACCUGUUACCUCAGCUGAGUUAGUUUAGGAAGUUUACAUUGGUUUCUAUUACUUGUUUUCAGGUUUUGUUUUGUUUUCAAAAGACAUCCUGUAUAUCAUGUUAAAAUCUGAGUUACUUGAGAUAUGACUGUUGGGUUUUUUCUCUCCCCCUUAUUAUAACUGUUCUCUUGGACAGCAGUCAGGGGAAAUAAAAGCAAAACUGUCUUAUCUCGUGCUACUUGGCACCACGUAGAUCUAUUUAGUUUACACCUUGCAAAGUUUUGGGCUCCCUCUGCAGAAUUAAAAGUCCCGAAAUGAGGAGUAGUUUCCCCAAGACUCAGAAGAGGCAAACUGUCAUAAAGUGCCACUGAAAAGACCUUUCAACACUGCAUACUUCAUGUAAAAAUUGUUUGUUUGCUUUGUUUGUGUAGAAUUCUAUUUGUGUUUUAUGUCAUAAAACCUCCUGGAGUUAUCAGUUAAUAACAAUCAAUAAAGUACAGAUAGUUUUGAACUCCUUUUGAGUUUAAACUUCUCUGCAGAUUUAAAUCUGACUAAAUAUUAAAUAUUACCCAAAAUCAUGAUUGGGAUAUCAUUUCAUAUAUUAUGCUGAGUUACCCACUAAAGAAAAAGCACUUUGAAUAGUAAGGAAGACAAAUUAUUCCUAGAAACCACAGUAACAGGGCAUAAGGCAUCUGUUUAAGUCCAAAUCCUUAGAACCCUUUACUAUAUAAAAUCUAAUAUUUGAUGUGUGAUACGAU